AUGUUCUCCCUGCGGACCGCGCAGCCUGCGCAAUCUUUCCUCCGUCGCGCUGCGGCCACUCCCCUCGCCCGCGCUUCGGUCCCUGCUAGAUCUUUCGCUUCCGUUCAGUCCGACAUCUUCAAGCCCACCAAGUAUGGCGGCAAAUACACCGUGACCCUCAUCCCAGGUGACGGAAUUGGUGCCGAAGUCGCCGAGUCAGUCAAGACCAUCUUCAAGGCCGACAAUGUCCCGAUCGAGUGGGAGCAGGUCGAUGUCAGCGGUGUCGACACCGGUAACAAGCAUUCGGAGGAGCUGUUCAAGGAGUCCAUCGCCUCCCUCCGUCGCAACAAGCUCGGUCUGAAGGGUAUCCUCUUCACCCCCGUCGAGCGCUCCGGUCACCAGUCCUUCAACGUCGCUCUCCGUCAGGAACUCGAUAUCUUCGCCUCCAUUGUUCUCAUCAAGAACAUCCCCGGAUACGAGACCCGCCACAAGGACGUCGACCUCUGCAUCAUCCGUGAGAACACCGAGGGAGAGUACUCCGGUCUGGAGCACCAGUCCGUGCAGGGAGUCGUCGAGUCCCUCAAGAUCAUCACCCGCGCCAAGUCGGAGCGCAUUGCCAAGUUUGCAUUUGGCUUCGCCCUGGCCAACAACAGAAAGAAGGUUACCUGCAUUCACAAGGCCAAUAUCAUGAAGCUGGCCGACGGUCUCUUCCGCAGCACCUUCCACAAGGUUGCCGAGAACUAUCCCACUCUGGAAGUGAACGAUAUGAUUGUCGACAACGCCUCCAUGCAGGCUGUCUCUCGCCCCCAGCAGUUCGAUGUCAUGGUCAUGCCUAACCUGUACGGUGGCAUCCUGUCCAACAUCGGCUCUGCCCUCGUUGGUGGUCCCGGUGUUGUGCCUGGCUGCAACAUGGGUCGCGAUGUCGCUGUGUUCGAGCCUGGCUGCCGUCACGUUGGUCUGGAUAUCAAGGGCAAGGACCAGGCCAACCCCAGUGCCAUGAUCCUCUCCGGCUCUAUGCUUCUCCGUCACCUCGGUCUGGAUGACCACGCGAACCGCAUCUCGAAGGCUGUCUACGACGUUAUUGGUGAAGGCAAAACGCGGACUCGCGACAUGGGUGGCGUGGCCACCACUCACGAGUUCACCAGAGCCGUCCUCGACAAGAUGGAGGCUGCUCUGUAA
Messenger RNA from Aspergillus terreus NIH2624, 1158 nucleotides. RefSeq names its product isocitrate dehydrogenase (NAD(+)) IDH1. Gene Ontology annotation, molecular function: isocitrate dehydrogenase (NAD+) activity; magnesium ion binding; NAD binding. Gene Ontology annotation, cellular component: mitochondrion. The coding region runs from base 1 to 1158 and encodes 385 amino acids. The record is from RefSeq and is a predicted model, not a curated record. Lineage: Eukaryota; Fungi; Ascomycota; Eurotiomycetes; Eurotiales; Aspergillaceae. The transcript has 5 exons. Gene Ontology annotation, biological process: isocitrate metabolic process; tricarboxylic acid cycle.